GGGGCGGGUCCCGCCUGCUCUUCCUCCCUCCUUGCGGAUCCUGCGCCGGAGGAGACGCACGCUGCUGACUUUGUCUUCGUGCAGCCCUUACCACUCUCUGGAGAACUUUCUCUCCCCUGGGCACAAUGGCAACUCUUAAGGAAAAACUGAUUGCACCAGUUGCUGGAGAGGAGGGAGCGAUCCCAAACAAUAAGAUCACUGUAGUGGGCGUUGGACAAGUUGGUAUGGCGUGUGCCAUCAGCAUUCUGGGAAAGUCUCUGACUGAUGAGCUUGCUCUUGUGGAUGUUUUGGAAGAUAAACUCAAAGGAGAAAUGAUGGACCUGCAGCAUGGGAGCUUAUUCCUUCAGACACCGAAAAUUGUGGCCGACAAAGAUUACUCUGUCACUGCCAAUUCCAAGAUCGUGGUGGUAACUGCAGGAGUUCGCCAGCAAGAGGGGGAGAGCCGCCUGAAUUUGGUGCAAAGGAACGUUAACGUCUUCAAGUUCAUCAUUCCUCAGAUUGUCAAGUACAGUCCUGACUGCAUCAUCAUUGUGGUUUCCAACCCAGUGGAUAUUCUCACAUAUGUUACCUGGAAACUAAGUGGAUUACCCAAGCACCGUGUGAUUGGGAGUGGAUGUAACCUGGAUUCUGCUAGAUUUCGCUACCUUAUGGCUGAAAAACUUGGCAUUCAUCCCAGCAGCUGCCACGGAUGGAUUUUGGGGGAACAUGGCGACUCAAGCGUGGCUGUGUGGAGCGGAGUGAAUGUGGCAGGCGUUUCUCUCCAGGAACUGAACCCAGAAAUGGGAACAGACAAUGACAGUGAAAAUUGGAAGGAAGUGCAUAAGAUGGUGGUUGAGAGUGCCUAUGAAGUCAUCAAGCUAAAAGGAUAUACCAACUGGGCUAUUGGAUUAAGUGUGGCCGAUCUUAUUGAAUCCAUGUUGAAAAAUCUAUCCAGGAUUCACCCAGUGUCAACAAUGGUGAAGGGCAUGUAUGGCAUUGAGAAUGAAGUCUUCCUGAGCCUUCCAUGUAUCCUGAAUGCUCGAGGGUUAACGAGUGUUAUCAACCAGAAGCUGAAGGAUGAAGAGGUUGCCCAACUCAAGAAAAGUGCAGAUACCCUCUGGGGCAUCCAAAAGGACCUAAAGGACCUGUGACUUCUGGCUGCAAGGCUGUAGAAACUUAAAACUACAAUUUGAUUAACCACGAGCCUUUAGUUUGCAUCCAUGUACAUGGAGCACAGUUCGCUUUUGUCUUCCUAAGUCUGUGAAUCUGGGCUCCCAGAAUCAAAGCCCAUGCUUGCUUUAAUACUUGCAAGAUGAGUCCUUGAACAAAUAAAAUAAACCACCUAGCGUAGUGUG
Molecule: messenger RNA, 1334 nt
Organism: Budorcas taxicolor (takin)
Lineage: Eukaryota; Metazoa; Chordata; Mammalia; Artiodactyla; Bovidae
Gene: LDHB
Product: lactate dehydrogenase B
Exons: 8
Coding region: 126-1130 (334 amino acids)
Biological process (GO): carboxylic acid metabolic process
Cellular component (GO): cytoplasm
Molecular function (GO): L-lactate dehydrogenase (NAD+) activity
Source: RefSeq, a predicted model, not a curated record